Messenger RNA from Canis lupus familiaris (dog), 1359 nucleotides. RefSeq names its product enoyl-CoA hydratase domain containing 3 (gene ECHDC3). Gene Ontology annotation, cellular component: mitochondrion. Gene Ontology annotation, molecular function: hydro-lyase activity. The transcript has 5 exons. The record is from RefSeq and is a predicted model, not a curated record. Lineage: Eukaryota; Metazoa; Chordata; Mammalia; Carnivora; Canidae. The coding region runs from base 71 to 949 and encodes 292 amino acids.
GGCGCGGGGCAGCGGCGGGCAGCAGCGGCCCUGGGGGCGGCCGGGCCUCCGGAGCAGGUCCCGGGCUGCCAUGGCCGCCGCCGGCUUGCGGGCCUUCGCGACGAGGGGGCCGGGCUGGCGCUGGCGCGGCCGGGGGGCGCCGCUGUCGGCGGGCGUCUGCAGCAGGUCGGAGCCCGGGGCGCGACCCACCAGCGCACGGCAGCGGGACGGCAUCAGGAACAUUGUCCUAAGUGAUCCCAAGAAGAGGAAUGCGCUGUCAUUAGCAAUGCUGAAGUCUCUCCAGACUGACCUUCUUCACGAAUCUGAAAGCAAAGAUCUCAGAGUCAUUAUCAUUUCAGCUGAAGGACCUGUAUUUUCUUCUGGGCACGAUUUAAAGGAACUGACGGAUGAGCGAAGCCCAGAUUAUCAUGCCGAAGUAUUUCAGACCUGUUCUGAGGUCAUGAUGCUGAUCCAGAACCACCCGGUCCCCAUCAUCGCCAUGGUGAACGGCUUGGCCACCGCUGCCGGCUGUCAGCUGGUCGCCAGCUGUGACAUUGCCGUGGCAAGCGACAAGUCCUCUUUUGCCACUCCGGGUGUGAACAUCGGGCUCUUCUGCUCCACGCCUGGGGUGGCCUUGGGGAGAGCGGUACCGAGAAAGGUUGCCCUGGAAAUGCUCUUCACUGGGGAGCCCAUCUCUGCCCAGGAGGCCCUGCUCCACGGGCUGCUCAGCAAAGUGGUGCCAGCAGAGCAGCUGGAGGAAGAGACCAUGAGAAUCGCACGCAAGAUCGCCUCCUUGAGCCGUCGUGUGGUGUCUCUGGGCAAGGCCGCCUUCUACAGGCAGCUGCCCCAGGACCUUAGGACGGCCUACCACCUCACCUCCCAGACCAUGGUGGACAACGUGGCCCUGCAGGAUGGGCAGGAGGGAAUCAAGGCCUUCAUCCAGAAGAGAAAGCCCAUCUGGUCGCAGUGAGUGGCCUCAUCAGAGGAGGGGAGGGCGAGUGAGCCGCCACCCCAGCUUCCAAGGCCCAGACACUGCUGCUGCCUCGAGACUGUCUCGGGGCGGCCGGCGUCCCACAGAACUAGUGGUUUCCAUGCACAUGGGCCGUCGGAAAAGCUGUGAUCCCACGGGGGCAGGGGGAGCUGGAGAAUCCAAUGCUGGCUAGCUGCGCUGGGAGGCCUGGUCCUCCAUCCGCUCCUCCAAAGGCCUUGAGGGAGGGAUCGCCUGACCUGGGAGACGGUGGGGAUACCACACAAGCUCUGCCUUCACAAGUGUCCCCAGAGGUGCCCAGGGGCGGCCACAUGUUUCAGAUCUCCCCAAGAUGUUCUCUGCGCUGAAAAUCUUCUCGAUUCUAUUUCUCAAUAGAAAUGGCCUUGGACUAA